This is a messenger RNA of Sander lucioperca (pikeperch), 1890 nucleotides long. RefSeq names its product phosphatidylinositol-specific phospholipase C, X domain containing 2 (gene plcxd2). Gene Ontology annotation, biological process: lipid metabolic process. The transcript is spliced from 9 exons. Gene Ontology annotation, molecular function: phosphoric diester hydrolase activity. The record is from RefSeq and is a predicted model, not a curated record. NCBI's taxonomy places the organism in Eukaryota, Metazoa, Chordata, Actinopteri, Perciformes, Percidae. The coding region runs from base 275 to 1246 and encodes 323 amino acids.
UCUCUUAACCCAUCCAUGAUAUCAACAUGCCUUAACGCUUCUUUUAAUAGGCAGUACACCCAUGCUUCAACGAAAGUACAUGUCAUGACCAUGUAGUAGUUUUGCGCAGUCCCUAAAUUAUUUUAAAAGAAUAUUCCGAUCCCUAACAGAGUUACAUUUGAACUACUCAAAGCGAAAACCAUGCUACAGCGCACAGGAAUCCGUCACUGCGAUUGUAUCUUCACCGAAGAUCGGUUUCCUGAAGGAGGGGGUUGGUUGACAGGCUGUUUCUGACAUGAAGACCCGGCCUGCAGGGAUCGGCAAUGUCAAUGCCGAUUGGAUGGGUUCGCUCCCCUCCAAGCUCAGCGCCAUGCCCCUCAAACACCUCGCCGUGCCAGGGUCUCAUGAUUCUUUUACCUUCUGGGUGGAUGUGCAUGCUCCUGUUGGACCCGACCAGAAGGCAUAUGUGAAGUACCUCGCCACCAUGUUCAGCGUCUUAGCCAAGAAAGUCAUGGUGAAGUGGUCCAUGACCCAGAAUCUGACAUUUAAAGAGCAGCUGGAUGCAGGAAUACGCUACUUUGAUCUCCGGGUCUCCUCCAAACCAGGCGAGUCUGGAAAUGAGAUUUACUUCAUCCAUGGCCUGUUUGGUCACAAGGUUAGCGAUGGCUUGUUAGAAAUCAACUCCUUCUUAAGCAGACACAGGAAAGAGAUAGUGUUUCUAGACUUCAACCACUACUAUGCAAUGGAUCUAGAGCAUCAUGUGUACCUCAUCAGCAUGCUCCAGGAAGUGUUUGGCAGCAAGCUUUGCAACAACUGUGCAGUGGAGGGCAUCACUCUGGACUACCUCUGGCAGAAGAAAUACCAGGUGAUUGUGUUCUACCAUCAUCCAUCAGCUCAGGAUAUCCCUGUCAUGUGGCCUGGCAACAAGAUCCCUGCUCCCUGGGCGAACACCACCGAACCCAAAAAGCUCACACAGUUCCUGGAAACUACACUGAGGGAAAGAGCCAAGGAUGGCUCCUUCCACGUGUCUCAGGCCAUCCUCACACCCAGGGUUAACACCGUGGCCAAGGGCCUGGUCUGGGGGCUGCGCAACUACCUGGUGGAGAGAAACCUGCCGACCAUCAUGUCCUGGGUUGAGGCUCAGAGGCCGGGGAUGGACGGGGUCAACAUCAUCACCUCUGACUUUGUGGAGCUCACUGACUUUGCCAACAUUGUCAUCAAACUCAACAACCUGCUGUUGUCUGAACAGGACCACAAACAAAGAUGACACACGUUUGCACAACAGCCCAAAUGUGUGCUGAUGUGGUGCAAGUCGCAGGGCAGAUUCUUCCACCAUUGUUGGAUAAUAGCUCUUACAUAACGCCAGAGUCCCUAUAAAGUUAGUUUUAAUAAUAAUGUAUUAUAUUGCAUUAGUGACUUCAACAAGGACGGUUUAUCAUUAGCAAGAAAUUAGCUAUUUCUUUAGCAGACAGUUUCAUUGUCUUGCUUAAGGACUAGUAAAGCAGUAAAGGGAUACUGUAUGACCCCGUUUAAUGGCCCUUGAAUAACAUAAAACCUUUCAACCUUUUGAACCAUUUUGAACGUCACGGUUUUUGUUGCAGCUGGCUCUCUCAGCCCCAAUAUCAUGCACAAGUCCAAAAGAGGGGAAGAAGCUGGAGUUUUACCACCAUCAAAAGGUCGACCAAAUCCUGUCAUACCACCGCUUUGGCUUCAUUUCUGGAUUCAAACUGCUAUAUUCCCUUUUGGUGGAAAAGCUGGAAAUAUACCACAUUGUAGUGUCUAAUGGCCAUGCAGCACAGAUUACCAUGCAGAAACAGACUCACAGCUGCCUGUGACCUGGACAAUGAUUGUACGAAUCAAGGAUUUCAACAUGGUUCCAACAUCUCAAAUAUUAUGCUGUGUUCACACCAA